Molecule: messenger RNA, 2153 nt
Organism: Pocillopora damicornis (cauliflower coral)
Lineage: Eukaryota; Metazoa; Cnidaria; Anthozoa; Scleractinia; Pocilloporidae
Product: cytochrome b-c1 complex subunit 2, mitochondrial
Cellular component (GO): mitochondrion
Molecular function (GO): metal ion binding
Source: RefSeq, a predicted model, not a curated record
AUCCCUUACCCGGUCUCUGCUAAGGUUGCAGUUUUACAAGUAAUAGGGACGAAAAUGUUGCCGUUAUCGCGGAGGUUGCCAUCAAUUUCGAAAGGAAUAAGUUGUGCAACUUCUUCUAAAAGAUUGUACGCCUAUGCAGCUUCUCCGCUUAAUGAACCGUUGGCAGAUACACAGACAGGAGCUGGAGAGGGUGUUGAUCUCACUCCCCAGAGUGUGCAGGUUACUACUUUGGAAAAUGGCCUGAGAGUUGCUUCUCUGGAGACACAUUCUCCUAAGAGUCGCAUAGGGUUAUUUAUUAAUGCUGCCAGUCGUCAUGAAACACCAAGCACACUAGGUAUUACCCAUGCUCUGCGUAGUGCUGCAUUUUUGGGUAAUGUGGACUAUUCAGGAUUCAGAAUUACUAGAGAGCUAGAACAUUAUGGAGCAACUCUAGAGGCUACUUGUAACAGGGAGAACCUCGUUUACUCAGCAGACUGCCUUCGGAGCAAUAUUGGUUUGGUAGUUGACAACCUCGCCAACAUUGUGAAGAAGCCAACCUUCUAUGGCUGGGAGGUUGACCAGGUGACAGAUCGUUUAAAAUUAGAUCUUGCAAUAAAAGAUGCUCAGCCACCAAUAAAUGUUGUGGAAGAGCUUCACAGAGUUGCAUUCAGGAAAACAUUGGGAAAUUCACUGUACUGCUUGCCACACAGAACUGGAAAAUUUUCAUCUGAAUUGCUAAAAGAGUAUACUCAGGAGUGUUAUGUGGGGCAGCGCAUGACUCUUGUUGGAGUAGGGGUUGAUCACAGUCAAUUGGUAGACUGGGCCAAGUCGACUCUCUCCUUCCUACCCAAAGGUGAACCAGCCACCAAAGAAGCUGCAAAGUAUCAUGGAGGAGAAGUUGUUCACUUUAGUUCUGGACAACUUGUCCAUGCUGUGCUAGCAACAGAAGGAGCUAGCUUAGGAAGCAAGGAUCUUCUUACAUUAUCAGUGUAUCAGAAAAUCCUUGGGGCAACACCUUACAUUAAGUGGGGAAGCAACUCAAUAUCAAACAGGCUUCUAAUGACUGCAACUGAAUCCACAAGUGGAGCAGUAGCUGCAUCAGCUUUCAAUGCCAGCUACUCUGACAGUGGACUUUUUGGAUUUUAUGUGGUUGCAGAGCCUUCAGAUGUAUCCAAGGUUAUGAAAUCAGUGAUUGGCCAGUUUUCCAAAGCCUCUAAAGGAGAUAUCUCUGAUCAGGAGGUUACCAGAGCAAAGAACCAGAUGAAAGCACAUAUUUUAAUGAAUGGUGAAAGUCAGGAGACGCUGUUUGAAGAUAUCGGCUCACAGAUAUCGACAAAAGGAAGUUACACAGCACCUCAAGAAGUUGCAGCUGCCGUUGACUCCGUUACAAAGGCAGAUAUUUUAACGGUAGGGAGAAGUUCACCUGCGAGUAUUGGUAGGGCUAUUUCUGGGGAUUCGUUGAGUUUAAGUCAACAAUUCGAACCAGUUGUAAUUGGAAAUUGAAAAGCAAAGACGUAUUGAUAACAGGGUUCGCACGGGCUCUGGAAACCCUGGAAAGUCCUGGAAUUGUAAUUUGACAUUUUUCAAGGCUGGAAAGUCCUGGAUAAAGACUGCAGAUCCUGGAAAGUCCGGAAAUCCGCUUAACUCAAGUAAUCGAGUUUUCGGAAUUAAAGUUAUAAGAAAUGUAUAUGGACCGUAAAAGGAAUUGAUUUUGAAAUCUUAAGAAUUGAAGGGUUUAAGGUGAAAAUUGGAGCCCUAAAAGAAUCAAUCUGAGUACUGGAAAAGUCCUUGAAAUUUGUUUUUGAAAAAGGGUACGAACCCUGGGUUAAGGAAGCACAGUGUUAUGAUGGUGAGGUUGGAUUUAGUGAUACAGCGCCGUUAUGUCGUGUUCCGGAGUAAGACACUUCUGUUUCGAGAGCACUACUUUCUUCCUCCGCCUUCUUCUUUCUAAUUAAUUGUUAAUCCUUUUUCCCCUUUUUUUUUGUCCUUUCCUUUAUUUAGUAGAGUUGAUGCGAUCCUGCGAAUUUUAGGAAGGCCAACCGAAAAAGUUUUAAGAAAGAUGUUUUUUCGUCUUGUCACGAGUGUGGAAUAAAGACUAAAUUCUGAGUCCCCAUGAGGAAUCGAACCCCAGACCUUCGGAUUUGCGCUCCGAUGCUCGACCUCUACAGAAUUUG